AAAAAAAAAAAAAAAGAACCCAACACAAAACUUUUAUUGCUCUUCUGGGUUUAAUGUGUAAAUGGUGGUCUGAGACUUUUGAGUAUCAAUCUAUAGCUGUUGUUGUUCAACACUUGAUAUAUUCUCUGCAUAGCCAUAGGUGAGUGAGAGCUACUAAACUUUUCAACUCCUCUUUCUUCUUCAUAGAUAUAUAGUUUUUUUUCCCUUUUAUGGAAGCUUGGGUUUUUGCUUCAAAAAUCAAAGUCAUGGAUCAGAAAACAUGGCUUUGGAGGAAAAAAUCUUCUUUGAAGCGAAUUGAUGAAGAGGUACAAAUGCCUGAUAGUGGACGAGAUAGAAUUGUGAAAAAUCUAAAUGAAAAGCUUGCUUCAGUUCUCCUUGACUGUCAUGCUAAGGAGGAUGUGGUGACAGAAAAUGUGCAAAUGAUACAAGAAUCCAAUGCAGGUAGGGAGAAGGCAGAAGAAGCUGAUGUAACCCUUUUAAAGGAAGGGAUUGAUGAAGCUUUGAGGCAGGGAAAAAUGGCAGAUGAAAAGUUAGCUCACUCAGAUGCUGCCAUGAAGGCAUCGAGUGAGUUCGAGAGAGCAACAAAUGAAUUACAAGACAAGCUGACAGAGACAAACAGGAGGGUCGAAGAGUUGAUCAUUGAGAACUCUCGUCUGAGUAGGGCCCUAGUGGUGAAAGAAAAAUUAAUUGAAGAUCAGCGGAAGCACAAGUCUCGGGCGGAUGCGGAAUUCACUGCACUAAUGGCUAGAUUAGAUGUCAUUGAAAAGGAGAACGCGUUUCUGAAAUAUGAGUUUCAUGUUGUCAAGAAGGAGCUUGAGAUCAGAAACGAAGAGAUGGAAUACAAUCGUAGAUUAGCUGAUUUAGCUCAUAAGCAACAUUUGGACAGUGUAAAGAGGAUAACCAAGUUGGAAGCUGAAUGCCAGAAAUUACUUAUUGUGGAAGAAGAGAACAUGGUUCUUAAGGCAAUAAUGAUCCAUUCAUCGAACUUAGCACGUUCUCAAACAUCAUCCAGGCCGACUGAGGUUGAGAUCCCGUCCAUGGAGCUGGUAAGGAGUAGUCAAAUAUCAAGUGAACUAUCUGUAACAUCAGGUUUUGAUAUUGGAAGUAUUGAUGGAAACAGCUCUUAUUGUUCAUGGACUAAUGGUUUGGUUUCGGAAUCUGAAGUGACUGUACAGAGGAGAGUUAAGAAUCAGAUGCAGCAUAACGUCAUUACGGUUCCAGAAAUGAGAUUAAUGGAUGAUUUUGAAGAGAUGGAAAAAUUAGCCUUAGUUUCUGGAGAUGGAUAUAAUCAAGUGUCUGAUCACUGUGGCUUCAGCAACACAAAAGGGAUGAACUCAAGAGAUAUGGUAGCUGAAGGAUCCUCUGAUUGGCUUCAGGUUGUUUUGCAUGCCAUCUUCGAGCACAAACGUGUUUCAGACCGAAGUUUAGAUGAAAUUCUCGAGGACAUUGAAAUCACUUUGUCUACUUUUAAUAAACCAGCAUGUUCAAUGCAUACCAUAGAAUCUGAUACUCUUGAUGUCAAUCGCUACAUUGCCUGGAAAUCUCUGAACACAUCUCCGACUGCAGGUGCGGUAUGCGGUGCCUCUAGUGUUGAGACCUUGACCGGAACAACAAAGAAGCAACACUGUCAUUCUAAUCUGAGAAAGUCAAUCUGUAAAAUCAUUGAGUUGAUUGAAGGAACUGCUCUAACAUCUUACAAUACCUCAAGUAGUUCCAGAAAUCAAACUCCCAAACAAUUAGCAGGUCAUGAAGAGUACUUUGUCCGCGUUUUUCAAUGCCAAAGUUCUGAAUUAGAAACUGUUUUAGAACAGUUUCUUUGUACAUGUGAUGAUCUGUUGAAUCAAAGGGCUGAUCUUGAAAAUUUUGCUGAAGAACUCUCAUUUGCUUUAGACUGGAUUGUGAACAAUUGUGUUACUCCUAAGGAAGCUUCAAGUGCAGGGAAUGAGAUCAAAAGGCAUUUUGGUUGCAAUAUUUGGUGUAGCCUGGAAGAAGAAAACAAGAGAUUAAAAUCUGAUUUGAAGAAUAUGGAAGCCAGGCUCGAGUCAGAAACUCGCAAGAGUGAGGCCUUGACGUUACAACUUCGUGAAUCAGACGAAAGCAUUGGAAGCUUACAAGCAGAACUUAAGAAGCUAAAAGAAUCAAACGAUAUGAUGGAGGAUCAGGUUGAAAAUCAGAAAUCAAUAAAUGAAGAUCUCGAAACCCAAAUCACAGUUUCCAAAGCUAAACUGAACGAAACCUUCCAGAAAUGUUCUUCUUUGGAAGUCGAGUUGGAGUACAAAAAUAACUGUUGUGAGGAGCUAGAAGAGGCAUGUUUUGAGCUUCAACUCCAGUUAGAGAGUGUGGCAAAGAAAGAAACACCGAAAUAUGUCACGCAUCAAGAGGGCAAGCAAUCUCAAAAUGGUUGGGAAAUUACUGCAGCUUCAGUCAAGUUAGCAGAGUGCCAAGAAACAAUUAUGAACAUAGGUAAGCAACUAAAGGUGUUGGCCUCACCGCAUGAUGCAGCUCUCCUUCACAGGGUUUUCUCCAACAAGGGUGGGGGUGCUGCUGCCACCACUGUAAUAAACAAUAGAAGGGUGAACAAACGCUUCUCCUUGCGCGAUCAAAUGCUGGCUGAUGGUGGUGCUAAAGAAGAAGGGCUCCAGUCUCCCAAUAUCCAAGGAACUUUAUACAUCCAUGAAGUAGGGAAUUCCUCCUUUCCACAACCCAAUAACUGCAACAACAUGCAAGCUUCAGGUUUGCUGUUAAAGGCAUCAGAAGCAUAUCUUGGUUCCAAGAAUGAAAGUGGAAAUGCUGGAAUUAUGGCUUUGGCAAUAGUGCCAAGCAAGAAGCAAGGAUUUGGUUUCCUAAGGAGGCUGCUUUUUGGAAAGAAGAAAGGUCACAAUAAGAAAUCUUGUCACCAAGAGACUGAGCAGUGACCGAGAAACCGCGAAGAAGGCUGGGACCAAAUUCCCUGGUAAUAAGGAGUGGAGACACGGUUUUUUGUAGUUUUCGGCUUUUGUAGUGUGGCGAGUGGUUUCUUGUUUGAUUUUUUCCACCUAAAUUACCGAGUGUGGCGAGAUAUAAAUAUAUAGCAUCCAAGAGUGGCAUAUGUA
This is a messenger RNA of Gossypium raimondii (Peruvian cotton), 3092 nucleotides long. Its product is annotated as filament-like plant protein 7. The record is from RefSeq and is a predicted model, not a curated record. Lineage: Eukaryota; Viridiplantae; Streptophyta; Magnoliopsida; Malvales; Malvaceae. The coding region runs from base 210 to 2915 and encodes 901 amino acids. The transcript is spliced from 7 exons.